AUGCACCCGGAUCCUGGUGAAAAGGACCCACCUCGAGACAGUUGUCGACCCUACUCCAACAACUCCGGCCUCUCAGAAUGGUUCUAUGAGUCGAGUUCUCAUGGCAGCAACCGGUCCCAAACUCUCGAAACUUCCCGCCGCCGCAAGUUUUGCAUAUGCCAGAUGAGGUUGUGCUCUCGGGUCCCAGCACCAGAUAUCGUUACCCAAGGCCUUCCGGCUCGUAUAUGGAGAGAUCAGGGGCAUCCGCAACUUUGCCUAAAGGCAAAAACAAAAGGCGCACAUUGCACUCAAUCUACACAUCAUGCGACAGGAACCCAAUUUAGUCACUCGAUUGCAGUGGCCCACAAUCAGAAUGGCUUAAAAAAAGGUUAG
This is a messenger RNA of Colletotrichum graminicola M1.001, 372 nucleotides long. RefSeq lists its product as uncharacterized. The coding region runs from base 1 to 372 and encodes 123 amino acids. Lineage: Eukaryota; Fungi; Ascomycota; Sordariomycetes; Glomerellales; Glomerellaceae. The transcript has a single exon. The record is from RefSeq and is a predicted model, not a curated record.